GGUAACAAAUUUGUCAAGCAUAGGUGUAACAACAAAACACCCGCCAAACAUGGAGCUCCCUUAAUAUUCUAACUACACUCAAAAUCAUCUUCAUUCUUUUGGUAAACUUUUAACAAACACAUCAAACUGGGCUAAAUUUCUCUCCUUUUGAAUAUUUUCAGUAUUUUCUUUUUUGCUCAAAAUUUUCAAGAAUCUAAAAAAGGUGAGAAGCUACUAGGACUAGAAGAGUAACUUAUUUUCAUUCUUGAAUUUGAACCACGAGACUAAUAAAAUUGGAAGAUCAAUUUGGAAUUGAAUCUGUUUGAUUGAAACACAUGGAAAAGAGAAGAUAAAGAAUUGAGAAAUAGAAAUGUGGCCUCCACCAACAGCAAUGAGUCAUGGACCUCCAUUGAAUAAAUUGAUAGCUGUGGCCAUAGACAAAGAUAGAGGAAGCCAAAUUGCUUUGAAAUGGGCUAUUGAUAAUCUUCUUGCCAGGGGUCAGACUAUUAUUUUGAUCCAUGUCAAAGUUAAAGCAUCCGGCUCGCCUUUUUCUGGGAGCAGCAAAUCAAACCAGGAUGCUAGCAAUGAUGGAUCAGGAACGGAAUUGGAGCCGCAGUUGAAGGAACUCUUUCUUCCUUUCCGAGUAUUUUGUACACGUAAAGAUAUUCAAUGUCAUGAUGUUGUGCUAGAGGAUGCCGAUGUGGUCAAAGCAAUCAUUGAGUAUGUUAAUCGAACAGCAAUAGAGGUACUAAUUCUUGGUGCAGCAGCAAAAGGUGGCCUUCUCAGAUUUAAAGUCAAAGAUAUUCCUGCAAACGUGUUAAAAGGGAUUCCCGAUUUCUGCACUGUGUAUAUCAUCUCCAAAACUGGAAAGAUUUCAUCUACAAAAUCUGCUGCUCGCCUCGCACCAUUUAUCCACCCACUACGUCACCAGUUCAUGCAACAGGGUAACAUCAAAUCUAAUACAAUUGAGGAUUCGAACCCUCCUCCCAGAGGUUCACUUUCUGGGAUUCCGAAGCCUAUAUCUGACAUACCCAUGUCCAACCUUCACAGUGAUACACUCAACAUGAAGUCUCCUUUCACUCAUAGGAAAGGCCCAAAUGGCAAACCGUAUGAGAUCUCUCAGCCAGAUACUGACAUAUCAUUUGUCAGUUCUGGUAGGCCAAGUAUUGACAAUAUGUUUCCUUCAUUUGCUGACAACUAUGAUAGUGGAGCAACCCCACCCCGGCUAUCAGGUUUCUCUGAUUUUGAGGGGCAAAAUUUUGAAUCCAUACCCAUGGGACGCAGAUCCUUGGACAUCAUGCCAUCAGAGUUGUCAUAUCUGUCCAUGGAGGGUGAUAGAGCAUCAUUCUCCUCGACACCGGAUGAUGUAGCAGCAGAAAUGAGAAGGUUGAAGCUAGAGCUCAAGCAAACAAUGGAAAUGUAUAGUACAGCUUGCAAGGAAGCACUCACAGCACAACAAAAGGCGAUGGAACUCCAGCGCUGGAAAGCGGAAGAACAAAGAAGAAUAGAAGAGGCAAGAUUUUCAGAGGAAGCUGCAUUAGCACUUGCAGAGAAGGAAAAGGCAAAAUCUAGGGCAGCCCUUGAGCAUGCCGAAGCAGCUCAGAGGCUUGCUGAACUAGAAUCUCAGAAGAGAAUUAAUGCAGAAAUGAAAGCUCUGAGAGAAGCAGAAGAGAGGAAUAAGGUACUAAAUAAACUUUCAAAUUCAGAUUUCAGGUAUAGAAGGUAUUCGAUCGAGGAGAUUGAAACUGCAACCAACUUCUUUGAUCAAUCUAAUAAAAUUGGAGAAGGAGGUUAUGGACCAGUGUAUAAGUGUUACAUGGACCACACACAUGUUGCAGUUAAGGUCCUUCGCCCUGAUGCAGCUCAUGGAAGACAACAGUUUCAGCAAGAGGUUGAAGUAUUGAGCUGCAUACGACAUCCUAAUAUGGUGCUUCUUCUAGGAGCAUGUCCCGAGUAUGGGUGCUUAAUAUAUGAGUUUAUGUCCAAUGGAAGCUUAGAAGACCUUCUAUUCCAGAGAGGAAAUACUCCACCACUCUCUUGGCAGCAUAGAUUUAGAAUUGCUGCUGAAAUAGGUGCUGGACUGCUUUUCUUACACCAGAGCAAACCAGAACCAAUAGUGCACCGUGAUCUAAAACCUGCAAAUAUUCUAUUGGAUCGCAACUUAGUGAGUAAGAUUAGUGAUGUUGGUUUGGCUCGGCUUGUCCCUCCAUCAGUGGCAGAUACUGUCACUCAGUAUAGAAUGACAUCAACCGCUGGGACUUUCUGCUAUAUUGACCCUGAAUAUCAGCAAACAGGCAUGCUUGGUAUAAAAUCUGAUGUGUACUCUUUAGGUAUCAUAUUCUUGCAGAUACUAACAGCCAAGCCACCAAUGGGUUUGACUCACCAUGUUGAGAGGGCAAUUGAGAAAGGCACCUUCAACGACAUGCUCGAUAAAUCUGUUCCUGAUUGGCCCCUUGAUGAUGCUUUGAGCCUUGCUAAGUUAUCCCUGAAAUGUUCCGAGCUAAGAAGGAAAGAUAGACCGGAUCUCAGCAAGAUUAUUAUGCCAGAAUUAGAGAGAUUGAGAACACUUGGUGAAGAAAAUCCAUGCCAAUCAGGCUUCUAUAAUUCAGGCUACUCAACAAAUCAUAGCCAAGCUUCCAUCUCCCAAGCAAGUCAACACGAAUAGAUUAACAACAUUAGAUAUUCGACGACUGUUAGUAGCGGAAAACUUAAGCUACAUAAACAAGAUGUAAUAUGGCUUCGAGAGCUCGAGGAGCACAUCAUGAAGCCACAAUCUCCUCAUAGAGUAGCGCGGAGGUAUACGGAAAGCAGAGAAUAGUUCUAAAGUUCUCAGGGAAAGAACUAAAAAGAAGGAGAGAAAAAGUUAAACUGAUUUUAUAGUAAAACAAGGGAUUGUACAUUUCCAUCCUUAUAUAAUAUAGAAAAUAGCAUUUUUGGUCCUGAAUUUAUUACUUUAUUUUGAUUUUGUCUCGGGUAUCGUUCAACUUUACACAUUGGUUGUUAAUAAAUCCAACCGUGCAGUUUUGGUCC
This is a messenger RNA of Lycium barbarum (goji berry), 3009 nucleotides long. Its product is annotated as U-box domain-containing protein 52-like. The coding region runs from base 350 to 2644 and encodes 764 amino acids. The transcript is spliced from 10 exons. Lineage: Eukaryota; Viridiplantae; Streptophyta; Magnoliopsida; Solanales; Solanaceae. Gene Ontology annotation, biological process: protein phosphorylation. The record is from RefSeq and is a predicted model, not a curated record. Gene Ontology annotation, molecular function: ATP binding; protein kinase activity.